AUGCCCCUGCACAAAGAUGUGAACAACGAGAGCAACCAGCCCAACUUGGUUAUAGGAGUGAGCAACUAUCAGCAGGGAGGCUUGUGGGUUCAGGAAACGGUUCAGGCGCAGGACUUGGGACUUUCGGGUGAUUCGGGUAUUCCGUUGAGUUCUAGAACGACUCCUCACGGGGAAGUGGUCUGGGGCCGCAUUCAUGACACCAGACAACAAGUAGUGGAAUUCCCACCGAAAGCAUGGCAUGGAACAGAAACCUGGACCGGGCACCGGGUGACGGUGUCAGCUUAUGCGAGUCGUGGCCUGGGCAACUUGACUCAAGAGGAAGUCCAGAAGUUGAGAGUUGCGGGGUUCCCCCUUCCGCCUCGGCCUCAUCGGGUUGCACAUGGUAUUUAUGCUGUUGGCAACACCGAGUCAGAGAGGAAGAAAGAAGAGGAGCGACUGAAGAGACAGUUAUACUUGUUACAUGCGGCCACGGGACACUGUUCUACUCAGCAUCUUCUUGAAGCCCUCAAGCGGAGAAAUGCUAAGCCCGAGAUCCUCAAAUUGGCGGCUGAGUUCAAGUGUUCUAUCUGUGAAGAACGUAAGAAGAUUACUCCUCGUCACGUUGCAUCGUUGGAGCCCCUUCCUCCAAAGUUCCAUACCAUUUCAGCGGACAUUGGUCACUGGCGACAUCCCAGGACGGGCGAACACCAUCAGUUCAUGGUUAUUCUUGAUGAGGGGUCACGGUUCAGAAUUGCCAAGAUUUUAUCCACGGGAGUGAAACAACAGCCGUCUGGAGCCGAUUGCAUUGCCUACUUGCGAGAGGGAUGGGCCCAGAUCUUUGGCAAUCCCCGGACUAUGCGACUGGACCCGGCAGGUAACUUCAGAAGUGUUGCGGUUUCUGAUUACUGUCACCGUCAUGGAAUCUACUUGGAUUUAGUUCCUGGAGAGGCCCACUGGAAGAUUGGAGCUUGCGAACAGGCUGUUCAUGGUCUUAAAACUGUCAUGACCAAGGUGUGUGCUUCUGAGGAAACGGUCUCAGCAGGAGAGGCCCUGGCCACAGCCGUGCGGACCUUCAACCAACGGGACUUAAUCAGGGGGUUCUCACCUGUGCAACACGUGCUGGGACAAGUUCCGGACGAGACGGGUAGGUGGAUACUUACCUGGAAGUACCGAGAAGACGGGCCCUAUCCUGACCUUCUACAUUGCAUCCUUUGUGAUGAGAUCUGUGAUGCGAUGAAGGUCCCCCGAGGAAGCAUCACUAAGCUCAAGAAGGCAUGCUACGGAUUGGUGGACGCUCCCCUGGAGUGGUACCGGUCGGUAUCGGAAUUCCUGGAAGGCCUGGGACUCCAGAG
This is a messenger RNA of Symbiodinium sp. CCMP2456, 1331 nucleotides long. Lineage: Eukaryota; Dinophyceae; Suessiales; Symbiodiniaceae. The record is from the annotation of a GenBank genome assembly.